AUGAGUAACCCGUACCAACAACAACAGCCCUACCUGGCUAACAACCAGGGGUCGUAUGAAAUGAGUGAUAUUGGCAACGGUCGUAACACCAACUACAGCAACUACGCCAACAACAAUAGUGCUGCCACAAAGCAAUAUUCGUCUUCAAACGAGGAUGAUUUCGUCCAAUUUAUGAAUGAAAUCCAGGAUAUCAACUCACAAUUGGACAACUACUCUAACAUAAUCAACUUAAUUGACAACAAACAAAAGAGCUUUUUGUACAAUAUCGACUUGAACGAUGAAGACACUGAGUACAGCUCCCAGCAAAUUGAUAGUUUGGUUGCUGAAGCACAAUCAUUGCAACUAGAUUUGAAGGCAAGAAUAAAGAGUGCCCAAGUUGAAGCGGUACAUUCUAAAGACCAAACCAAGGUUGAUCAAGCUGAAACUUGUAGAAAGAGAUUUUUAGACCUUAUUCAAGAUUAUAGAUUAGUUGAAGCCAGGAACAAGGAGUCUUCGAAAGAGCAGGCCGCUAGACAAUAUCAAAUUAUAAAACCUGAUGCUACUCAAGAAGAGAUCAGAGCUGUGGUUGAGGAUGGAUCACAGCAAUAUUUCCAACAAGCUUUGAUGCAAAGCAACAGAAGAGGCGAAGCACGUUCAGUAUUGAGUGAAGUUCAAGUAAGACACAGGGAACUUUUGAAAUUGGAAAAGACAAUGGCUGAAUUGACGCAAUUGUUCCACGAUAUGGAAGAGUUGGUCAUUGAACAAGAUCAACCAAUCCAGCAAAUUGAAGAACAAGUUGGAGGCGCUCAGCACGAUAUAGAACAAGGUGUGGGACAUACCAACAAGGCAGUCAAGAGCGCCAAAGCAGCCAGAAAGAAGAAGAUUUGGUGUUUGGUUAUCGUUAUCAUUAUUAUUAUUAUUCUUGCUGCUGUUCUUGGUGGUUACUUUGGAUCCAAGUAA
This is a messenger RNA of Lodderomyces margitis, 939 nucleotides long. RefSeq names its product syntaxin (gene SSO2). NCBI's taxonomy places the organism in Eukaryota, Fungi, Ascomycota, Pichiomycetes, Serinales, Debaryomycetaceae. Gene Ontology annotation, molecular function: SNAP receptor activity; SNARE binding. Bases 1 to 939 code for a protein of 312 amino acids. Gene Ontology annotation, biological process: exocytosis; vesicle fusion; intracellular protein transport. The transcript has a single exon. Gene Ontology annotation, cellular component: plasma membrane; SNARE complex; endomembrane system. The record is from RefSeq and is a predicted model, not a curated record.